AUGGCUUACCUACAGGAUUGUACAUAUGGUAAGAACAAUGUUAGAUUUUUGAAGGUCAAGAGGGACCCUAUUGACCCUAAAAUCCAUCAGGUCAUGGAGGCUAGUGUUAGGGUCAUGCUUACGGGUGCUUUUGAUGUCUCCUACACAAAGGCAGAUAACAGCGUUAUUAUUCCAACCGAUACGAUCAAAAAUACCAUUUUGGUUGAAGCCAAGCAAACAGAUGUCUUCCCAAUUGAGAGAUUUGCCGCUCACCUUGUGAAGCAUUUCUUUGGUAAGUACAGUUGGAUUGCAGGUAUCACUGUUCAUAUUGAGCAAGCCAAAUGGUCUAAGUAUUCUGUCGAUGGAAAGCUCCAGCCACAUUCUUUUGUCAAGAAUGGUGAUGAAGUCAGGGUUUGUGAAUUGGUUUCUAAGAAGAAUGGUGACUUUGUUCUUACAGGCGGCGUGCAGGGGUUGACCGUUUUGAAGUCCUCUGGCUCUAUGUUCCAUGGCUACAAUGUUUGUGAUUACACCACUUUGAAGCCUGUUAAUGAGAGAAUCUUGUCAACAGAUGUAGACUGCAAGUACAAGUUUGACAGUGCCAAGAUUGGUUCUGUCGAUAAUAUAUUCACUUUAGCCGAUUCUGGACUGUUUGAUAAGGUCUUCCAAUCUGCUCUUAAAAUCACUUUGGACAGAUUUGCUCUCGAGAACUCGGCCUCUGUUCAAGCUACCAUGUAUAACAUGGGUACCGAUAUUGUCAAUGCUAACCCAUAUGUUUACAAUGUCUCUUAUGCCUUGCCAAACAAGCAUUACAUUCUGUUUGACUUCUCCUGGAAGGGCUUGAAGAACGAAAACGAGAUGUUCUACCCAUCACCACAUCCUAACGGUUUGAUAAAGUGUACUGUUGGAAGGGAGCCUAUUGCAAAGUUAUAA
Messenger RNA from Brettanomyces bruxellensis, 909 nucleotides. RefSeq lists its product as uncharacterized. Gene Ontology annotation, molecular function: urate oxidase activity. The coding region runs from base 1 to 909 and encodes 302 amino acids. Gene Ontology annotation, biological process: urate catabolic process; purine nucleobase catabolic process. Gene Ontology annotation, cellular component: peroxisome. Lineage: Eukaryota; Fungi; Ascomycota; Pichiomycetes; Pichiales; Pichiaceae. The record is from RefSeq and is a predicted model, not a curated record. The transcript has a single exon.